AAAAUUAAGAAAGUCAAUAGACAGUUAGGGCGAGUCGAACUUAGAAACUACUUAUACUUACCAAGUCAACUGUCAAACCAACUUGGUUGGGUUGCCCCUGCUGAAUUAUUUAUCUUUCCAGCUUAAUUGAUUCAGUGUUUGAGUGUUUUCUGGCUUGAAAGUUUUCCAUCUUUUAGCAUUAACCAGUAGCAAGUUUAUGUUAAGGUUGUUGAGCCAUCCUUCUAACUCUAAUUGAAAAUUCUCAAUAUAUAUGCAUGGUAGCUGUAUUUCUUGAUGCAGGAAACAAUGGAAGUUCUUCAAAAGUGAUUAUUGCCAUUGUAGUUCCAGCUGUUGGAAUUACACUCUUCAUUUCAAUCUUCUGUUUUCUAAGAAUUAGAAAUGUUAAGAAACGAAAUACCACAACACACACAACAGAUGUCAUUGGAGUUUCAGCAGAGGAGUCCUCGCAAUAUGAUUUUGCUACUGUUCAAGCUAUUACAAAUGAUUUCUCUCCUGAAAAUAAAAUCGGCAAAGGUGGAUAUGGUCCUGUAUACAAGGGAAUGCUUCCUAGUGGACAAGAAGUAGCUGUAAAACGGCUAUCAAGAAGCUCAGGGCAAGGAGCUCAAGAGUUCAAGAAUGAGGUUGAAGUAGUUGUCAAGCUUCAACACAGAAAUUUAGUAAGGCUACUAGGAUUUUGCACCGAAGGAGAAGAAAAGAUACUCAUCUAUGAAUUUGUGCCCAACAAAAGUCUUGACUACUUUUUAUUUGAUCAUGAUAAACAAAAUCUAAUGGAGUGGUCAAGGCGAUACAAAAUUAUAAGAGAAAUAGCACGAGGUCUACUCUACCUUCAUGAAGAUUCUCGUCAUAGAAUCAUACAUCGUGAUCUCAAAGCAAGCAAUAUACUAUUAGAUGCAAAUAUGGAUCCAAAAAUAGCUGAUUUUGGUAUGGCAAGAAUUUUUGGAGUUGAUCAAACUCAAGGAAGUACAAACAGAAUAGUCGGAACAUACGGUUACAUGUCCCCUGAAUAUGCAAUGCACGGAAAGUUCUCUAUAAAGUCGGAUGUUUUCAGUUUCGGUGUUCUACUUUUAGAAAUUAUUACCGGAAAGAAAAUUCGUAACUUCUGCCAAUCAAAUGAGGCACAAGACCUUCUUAGCUAUGCUUGGGAACACGGGAGGGAUGGUUGUCCAUUAAAAAUACUAGAUUCAACACUUGGAGAGUCUUAUACAAUAGAUGAAGUCAUCCAAUGUAUACACAUUGGUUUGUUAUGUGUUCAAAAAGAUGCAGAUGAAAGGCCUGCAAUGACAAAAGUGAUGUUGAUGCUUAGUAGUUAUUCUGCUAAUAAUUGGUCAGUACCUCAUGAACCUGCAUUUUAUCGUGGUGGGAUGUCGAGAGAGAUAGAGUUGCAACAGUCUGUGACUGUAAAUGAAAUGACAAUUUCUGAUCUCUGUCCAAGAUAA
Ipomoea nil (Japanese morning glory) is the source of this 1436-nucleotide messenger RNA. Its product is annotated as cysteine-rich receptor-like protein kinase 10. Lineage: Eukaryota; Viridiplantae; Streptophyta; Magnoliopsida; Solanales; Convolvulaceae. Bases 255 to 1436 code for a protein of 393 amino acids. The record is from RefSeq and is a predicted model, not a curated record. Gene Ontology annotation, molecular function: ATP binding; protein kinase activity. Gene Ontology annotation, biological process: protein phosphorylation. The transcript has 6 exons.